AUGAAACUGAUGUUCGAGGUGUACGACCGGGACCAGGACCAGUUCAUCGGUUUCGACGACCUGCUGUCAAUGCUGCAGGUCGCCACCACCAAGCGCGUCGCGGCCGGCGAGCUGGAGCGGGUGUGUCGGGCGCUCAUAGAGGUCUUCGACGCGGACAAGGACGGGAGGCUGUCUCUGGGGGAGUUCAGCAACCUGGUCAAGGCGAGCUCGGAGCUGCGCGCACCGUCGUGA
This is a messenger RNA of Pedinophyceae sp. YPF-701, 231 nucleotides long. NCBI's taxonomy places the organism in Eukaryota, Viridiplantae, Chlorophyta, Pedinophyceae. The record is from the annotation of a GenBank genome assembly.